AUGCUGGCACUUGCGUGCCUGCACACAGAAGGCAAUGCACCCCCCAACGUCCCCUACGCCUGCGUGCCAGAAGCCAACGCCAGCGUCUUUGCCUCCAACUCACUGCAGCGGAAGAAAAAGGGACUGCUGCGGCCGGCGCACCAACGGGCCAAGCCACACCUGUUGAUCGGCAUGCCUCAGGACUUCCGCCAGAUCUCCUCCAUUAUCGACGUGGACAUCUUGCCCGAGACCCACCGGCGUGUGCGGCUCCAUAAACAUGGAUCCAACAAGCCCCUGGGCUUCUAUAUCCGGGAUGGGGUCAGUGUGCGAGUGGCGCACCACGGGGUGGAGAAAGUGCCCGGGAUCUUCAUCUCCCGCUUGGUCAAGGGCGGCUUGGCAGAGAGCACCGGACUUCUGGCUGUCAACGACGAGAUCCUCGAAGUCAACGGCAUUGACGUGGCGGGCAAGUCGCUGGACCAGGUCACUGACAUGAUGGUGGCCAACAGCCACAACCUCAUCAUCACCGUCAAGCCGGCCAAUCAGCGUAACAACGUGAUCCGCAGCAGCAAGGCUUCGGGGAGUUCCGGCAUGUCCACGGACAGCACGCCCAGCCAGCAGACGCCUAGCCCGGCUUCCCAGUACCUGAGCAACUGUAGCACCGCCGAAGGGGAAAGUGACGAAGAAGGAGACCUGGUCAUCGAGAGCGACUUGCCUGCCAGCUGCCCCAAUGGGGGUCUCCUCGACAGCCUCCAGCACAGCCUCUCGCUCUAUAGCUCCCAAGGCUCCCUGCCUUCCCUGAACAGUCACAGCGGCAGUGGGAGCCCCAUGCGGGGUAGCAGAGCAGGAAGCCUCCAGGAGGAUGGCACCAUCAUCACCCUAUAGCCUUUGGGCGGCAAGGUCUCUCCUUCCCGGUUCUACUUGAAAAACAUGGUUUCUGGGGUCAGCGUGGAAGAGCCACGCCCUCCUUGACCAUCGGAGGUCAAGUCUAGAGAUUGGAACCAAGGCUCGCCUUCGCUGAGCCGGACAUGCACACACCCCCUUCAUGCUCCGAUGGUGCUUCUUGCAACCAGGUUGACUGGGGCAGUUGGAAGGACCAACUUGCCUUCUCCCAACCCUUGGCUGCCCCAGAGGCUCUCUCUCCUUUCCAUGUCCAGGGGGCUAAAGGGACGGGCCUCCUAUUACUUUCUUUGGCCUCUUACCUGUCUUCCAGGUAGGGGAGGGCUGGCCUCAUUCAUCCCCCAAGCUCUGCCUCCACCAACUUCUCAUGAGGUGUUUGAUUUUAGGUGUUUUUACGAUGACAUAUGUGUGUCACAGUUAAUAUAUUGCAACAGACUAUUA
Molecule: messenger RNA, 1317 nt
Organism: Notechis scutatus (mainland tiger snake)
Lineage: Eukaryota; Metazoa; Chordata; Lepidosauria; Squamata; Elapidae
Source: RefSeq, a predicted model, not a curated record